This is a messenger RNA of Xiphias gladius (swordfish), 2817 nucleotides long. RefSeq names its product chromosome 3 C17orf75 homolog (gene c3h17orf75). The record is from RefSeq and is a predicted model, not a curated record. Lineage: Eukaryota; Metazoa; Chordata; Actinopteri; Istiophoriformes; Xiphiidae. The transcript has 11 exons. Bases 124 to 1302 code for a protein of 392 amino acids. Gene Ontology annotation, cellular component: trans-Golgi network.
GGUGAUGUGACGCUUGUCCCCGGAACCGACAUGAGAAAUUCAUAUCGUAGUCGGACAUGUUUUAAAAGGUUCACGCAGGACAUGCGCACCGGCUGCUAGAUUUCUCCGUGCAGCAGUGGGAUCAUGUUUACCUCCCAAACCUCGUCCUUCCAGGAUUCACUUGACGUGGAAGAGAGAGAUGACUUUGACAGCGAAGAAAUUGCUGGAUACAGCCAGAAAAUUCAGCUGAGCUGUUACUACACCAUCUAUCUUUAUCAGGGCACAAGAUCUGAGGCUUCUGGGGAAAAUGUGGCAUGGAACCAGAGGAGAGCGGACUCCACAACCAGUCAGGAUGACUUUAGCCUGACACUAAUUGACAGCAGCCUGCCAGUGGAGGCGGAACCUGAGCUGCGGACCUACAUUUCAAGGAGGCUGAGCAAAGGAGCCCUGCUCGGAGGCAUGGGCAACAUCGCCACUGUGGAACUCAGUGUCCCAGAGGAGGCGGUCGGCUGCUACUGCUGUCUCCUGGAGCAAGAAAGGUCCCCUGAACAGCCUGACACUGAUGGCAAUGGAUACGUCAUCUGCUUCAUGGGUGGCUCUGAAAAAGGACUGAACUUAUUUAGAUUAGAGCUUGAUAAAUACGUUCAAGGCCUGCAUAGCAGCCUGCAAACCCCAGAGCUGAGAAACCUGGAGACAGAGGUGCGUCCCUAUCUGAGCCGGUGGUACGAGGAGUCUGUGAUGCACAUUUAUCGAGUGGUGCAGCUGGUCCAGAGCAACAUCAGCUUCUUGCUGCACGCUGCUCUGAGUCACACACAUGUGGAGAUCAUCAAUUCAGACGAGAGGACAAAGGCUGAUGUGUCCAGGUUCAUUAAAGCAGCCAGUUUGCAGGGUCUGUCCCAGCAGGACACCACAACAGCUUCUCUGUGUAAGGCUAUCUCAGAGGACACGCAGUCUGACCUGGUUAUAGACUGCUCCACCAGCCCGCCCACACUCUCCAACACAGUCAGUAAUCGUUUCUGUGAUGACUGGAUUCAGGCAUUUCUAAAUGCUGCAGAGCGUUGUAAUCCCUUCCUGCUCAGACAGAUUCUGGAGAACUUCAAACUUAAGGCCAUCCAGGACAUGAACAGCCUGAAGCGCUUUGUGCGGCAGGCAGAGAUGAGUCACUACGCCCUGUUUCGCUGCUGUCAGUUCCUACAGGGCUGCGGAAAUGGGGAUGUGUUGCUGCAGAAUGCCAGGGCGGAGCACAGUGACCUGCCUGAAGCCUGCAGCAUCAUCACUGUCCUGGAGGAGUUCCUCAGGGAACAGUCCCAAGCCCAAGUCUGAUUCAAGUUCGUAACACUUAACUCCAAGUUGUGGCGCCUGCAUACAUUUCCUGGUGGUAAGACAGACUGCUUUACCAGCAGCAAAGCAGAUAACUUAAGUAUCAUUCUAAACCUAGCAUUACAUCCCAUUUUAAACAUCAGAUUGCCAGAUAAAAUUUGGCAGAGAGGAAAUUUUUAAUUUGCCAACUGUUGCAGCAGAUUCAGAUUUUCGAUAGCAGUUGUAAAAUAUAAGUUUCCUCUUCAGGCACUACUGCUGCUUCUCAACUAGAACAGCGGGGGUCAGAUCUGGAAUAUGUACUGUAAAACACUGACAACUUACACUCAGCUUUUCUCAACAACUGUCUUUUUUUUUGGCUAAUCAUAGUUUAUUGACUCAGCAACAUCACUGCAUUGAUCUUAAUUAAAGUUAGUUGUUAAUUGAAUUGUAAGGCAAAGACGUCAGUGAAGGUGAACUCAAAUAAAAAAGUUAAAAAAAUCAGUGUGAUGAUCAGUUUAGAUCUACUUAUAGAGUGGCACUUUCCAAAUCUUUUCGCUUUUGCAAUUUUUGUGUUGUGUGAGUGUGUAUAACAAUACUUUGAACCAAAUAUUAUUACUAGUGUUUUGCUAACUGACAAUGAUCAUAACAUAGAAUUGAUCCAAACUAAAGCUUCUGCUCAUUGGAGCAGAUUUGUCUAUUGCUAAUUUGAUGUCCAAAUAUCCUUUUUUUUUGUAAUUUAUUUGAUUGUACUAGUCUUCUUUUGUGAAGAAACAUAUUGAAAUUGCACAAAUCACUUUUAUGCAUUGUUACAUAAGCCUUGAGUUUGCUUACAUUUCAACCCAAUACUUGCACUACUAUAUUAUUUUUGUCUAAUGAAUACUGCUACUGUAUGUACGUACUGUAUGUCUAUCAAGUGAUAUUAGAUAUCUGUUUAAUUCUUCUCUGGGAAUGCAGUGUUGUAGAUAGAGUGUAAUUUUUGGAUACAAUGUGUACAUUAGAACAAAUUAUUUUCUGUUUACAAACAUCUUCACAGCCUUCACCAGCUCAGAGUUUGUGAGAAGAAAAUGGGCACUAUGUGACCGGUCACUCACUACAUUAACUAAGCAUCUGUGUAGUUUAAAAGGUUCCGCAAUAUUGAUAACCCCUAGAAGUAAGAAAUUAAAAUAAAUAAAUGAAUAAUAGAAAAUGAUAUAUUAAAGUGCUCAGAAUGAUAUUGGCAUGCCUAUAUUUUAUUUUCUUCCCAUUGUGUACCUGCAACAAGACAUGAUUUUAUAUAUUCCAUUAAACCCGUAAAGGGUUAAACUCAGACUAUUCCCAUUAAAACCAGUCCAAAGUAUGAAAUACAGCAAUAUCAGUGAUGGUGGUGUAUACUUUUAAACUGUGAAGCAGGUGACAUGUAAAUGAGUCAUUUUACUAUUGUGAACCAUAGUGUGGCUGACCCACGGUGUGUAUCUGUAAACAUUUAUGUACAGUGUAUUCUCUAUAGUUAGAAGUGACUGUUUGGUUCUCAGUCUUGUAUAGACAGAGCUGAAAUAAAUA